GUGCUUCUGGCGGCUGUGUGCGGACUGGCGUCCUGCCUCAUGCUCCUGAUCCUCACGCUGCCGGCACAGCGCCGCGGCGGCACAGGCGGUGCUGCUGGUGUUGAGGGCGGCGGCAGCAGCGCCCGAACCGCACUGUUCAGCAGUCGCGUGGCGGACUGCUCGCUGCAGCUGCAGCAGCGGGACUGGACGGCGGCAGAGCUACAGCCGCUGGCGGCGCGGCUGCUGCUGCAGCCCGCCGUUGCUGCGCGCAUCGCUGCAGCACCGCCAACACGCGCGCCAGAUGCCGGCCAGGCCCCUGCCUCAGCAGGCGACGGCAUCGACGGGAGCAGCGACAGUAGCAGCAGCAGUGGCAGCAGCAGCGGCAGUAGCAGCAGUAGCACUGGCAGUAACAGCUCGCCCCGCUCCUCCUAUCUGCAUUUGGACCAGCUGGGGUACGACAUGGAGGCGCAGCUGCGGCAGCAGGUCUUUUGUGAGGAGGCCUUUCCACUGCUGGAGCUGGAGGCGGCGGCGGCGGCGGCGGAGGGCGGCGGCGGCGGCGGCUUCGCGUCUGGCGGCGGCGUGGCGGCGCGGCAGCUGCGGCCCGGUGUGACCAUGUACGUAUACGCCGGAGACGACGAGGUGUCGCGCACUGUACGUGACGGCGCGGGCUGGGAGAACGAACUGCUCACCGAGGUGCUGUGGGCGCUGCGACAGCCGCUGCCGCCACACGCCCUGCUGCUGUCCCAGCAGCAGCAACAACAGAAGCAGCGGCGGCGAUCCGCUGCUGCGGCAGCGGCGGCGGACGGAGGUCCGGGCGACAUUCACAUCCGGCACGGCGCCGGCGAUGCCGGCGCCAACAGCCGCGCAGCCGCAGCAGCUGCGGCGGCGGCGGCCGCCGCCGACGGAGCCGCGUCGCUGUUCGUCUCGGCACCGCCUGCGCAGCCGCCAGCCCCAGGCGUGGCUGCCGACUCACCCGCCCAGGCCCCGGCGCCGCCGCUGUUUGUGGACGUGGGCGCAAACGUGGGCUGGUUCUCCGUCAAUGUAGCCGCUGAGGGGUUCCUUGUGGCGGCGUUUGAGGGCAUGGCCUCAAAUGUGGCGCUGGUGCGCGCGUCCGUGUGCGCGAGCGGCGGCGCCGGCAGCAGCAGCAGCGGCAGCAGUGGCGCCAACACCACCACCACCGCAGCGGCGGCUCGCGGCGGGCUGGGCGGGCAGCUGCGGCUAUAUUCUUUCGGUCUGGGGUCGCGCGCGACCUCCUGCUUCCUCUUCUCCGACAUUAACAACCGGGGCGACGGCAUCACCAUGUGUGACGCACCAGAUGAGGCGGCUGCGCUCGCGAAGGUGCCACGUGGCUACGCGCUGCGGGGCCGCCUGCCCAUCCGCCGAUUGGAUGACGUGCUGCUGCAGCGGCAGCGCUGGCAGCAGCAGGGCCAGGGCCAGGGCCAGGGUCAGGAGCUGCCGAGUGGGGGCCCGGCGGCGCUGCCCACAGAGGUCAAGGUACUGAAGGUGGACGUGGAGGGCUAUGAGCCGCACGUGUUCGGCGGACUUGGAGACCUGCGCGUGUGGUACAUUGCUACGGAGUUCAACCCAGUCCUGCUGUCAGGAGUCAACAAGGGCUACAGGCCGCUGCAGCUGCUGGAGGACCUGCUGGCCCGGCGCUACCGCCUCAGCACCACCAGCUUCCGCGGGCCCUGGCUGUCACCCGAGGAAAUACGGCGGCUGGCCGCGGACACCCGCGCGCCCCUCUCCAUCUAUGCGGCGCAUUGGGACUUGUUCCCUCCCGUGGCGGCUGAGCAGACGCCGCGCCCGCCUGCAGCGGCAUCGGCGCCAUCAGGGGCCGCAGCACCCGGCGGUUCAAAGCCGUGAUGAUCGUCGUAACAGAAGCCAGCCAGCAGCGGCAGCGAGCGCAGGAGGCAGCGGCGUGCGGGGUAUGUGCUGCGUCUGCGCGUGGGGUGGAUUGUGGCGGAAAGGGCAGUCAGCACUAAGCAGUGGGCGCUGUGCGGCCAGCACCGGCGCCAGCACCAGUUGCUGCAGUUGAAAGAUGUUGCGUGUGAUAACGGAUUGGCUUGAAGGGCUGUGUGUGUGAGUGUGUGUGUACGGCAGCGGGUGGUGAACUUUGCGCGUAUGGCGGGCGUGCUAUAGCUGGGCUGGAAGAUGCAAGGCGGUGGAGGUGUGCCGCCCCCGUUCUGUGGGGGCUGGGGCUGGCUUCUGUGUGGUGCUGCGCGGGUUGGCGGUUGUAGCGGACUAGCACCCGUGGCUGGGAAAGCGGGCGGUG
Molecule: messenger RNA, 2251 nt
Organism: Chlamydomonas reinhardtii
Lineage: Eukaryota; Viridiplantae; Chlorophyta; Chlorophyceae; Chlamydomonadales; Chlamydomonadaceae
Exons: 12
Coding region: 40-1842 (600 amino acids)
Source: RefSeq, a predicted model, not a curated record